This is a messenger RNA of Hemiscyllium ocellatum (epaulette shark), 1722 nucleotides long. It is a transcript of the gene aspn, whose product is annotated as asporin (LRR class 1). The coding region runs from base 231 to 1334 and encodes 367 amino acids. The record is from RefSeq and is a predicted model, not a curated record. The transcript has 8 exons. NCBI's taxonomy places the organism in Eukaryota, Metazoa, Chordata, Chondrichthyes, Orectolobiformes, Hemiscylliidae. Gene Ontology annotation, molecular function: protein binding.
UGGGAGUUGCAUGAAGUGACGAUCCAUAAGCACUUCUGUUUGAACAUUAUCUGACUGCUGGAAAGGAUCCUUCUUUUAUAUAAAGGAACAUUUCUUUCUCAAUUAUAAGUACCAUUUGCUUUAAUUUCCACAGAUUUCUUUGCAUAACUGAUGUUGAAAUAAAAAUCUACGUGAAAUUGCAAGAUUUUUUACCAACAGCAGUAUCAUCUAAGCUUGCCUCAGGAUUCAAUAUGAGAUCAUUUCUGUUUCUAUCCAUUGUGGCUCUGAGUUCAGCGAAACCAUCACGUCGGAAUGAAUUUCUUCACUUCCUGGCUGAGCACGAUUUUAUGCUACAGGAUCCUCCCCAAAACACAUCUGACAUCAUUCAACCACAACAAACACCAACCCCACAAACCACUUUCGAUGACUUAUUUUUCACAUGCCCUUCAAAAUGUGUGUGCCAACUACGGGUAGUCCAAUGCUCUGAUGCUGGUUUGAAGUCAGUGCCAGCAAAAAUUCCAAAAGACACAGUAAUGCUUGAUCUGCAAAACAACAGAAUAACUGAAAUAAAAGAAACUGAUUUAAAGAACCUGCAUUUGCUCUAUGCACUUUUUCUGAUUAACAAUCAGAUAACCAAAAUCCACCCAAAGGCAUUCCAGUCCAUGAAACAUUUGAAAUUGCUUCACCUUUCCUGGAACUUGCUACCUCAGAUUCCAACUCAUUUACCAAAAUCUCUUGUGGAAUUAAGAAUUGAUGAUAACAAAAUUAAGAAAAUAAAAAAGCAAGCUUUUAAAGGAAUGAAGUUUUUACACGUUUUAGAAAUGAGUGGAAAUCCACUUGAUACAACUGGCAUGGAACCCGAUGCUUUUGACGGGCUAUUGAGACUGAUUUAUGUACGAAUUUCACAGGCAAAUUUAACUUCGGUUCCCAAGAAUUUACCAUCCAAAUUGCAUGAGCUGUACCUUGAUCACAAUAAGAUUGUAUCAUUGGAACUAGAGGACUUUAGGCGAUACAAAGAUUUGCGCAGUUUGGACUUGUCCUACAACCAAAUUAAAGAGAUUGAAAAUGGAAGUUUAUCAUUUCUUCCUAAAUUAAGACAGCUUCAUUUGGAAAACAACAAAGUUAAGCAUGUUCCUGCUGAUAUAAAGGAACUGAUGCAUUUGCAGGUACUUUAUCUUCAUAAUAAUAAUAUUAGCAAAGUUGACGUGGAUGAUUUCUGCCCAAAGGAAUCAAGCAAAAAGAUGACGUUCUAUAGUGGAAUCAGCCUUUUUGGCAAUCCAGUGAAGCACUGGGAAAUUCAGCCAGCCUCUUUUCGAUGUGUCUCUGGUACUUUUGGCGUGCAGUUUGGAAAAUAAUAGAUGAAUAAUAAAUAACAUAGAUGUGUACAAGUAUUGUUCCCAUAAGGUUAAAUAACAUGAAGCAUGAAAUUCCUUUUGACAAAAGCAGGAAAAAAAUUGCCUUUUUCAACAAUUAACCACUUGCAAAAUCUUGGAAAUCCACAAAAUCAAAAUUGUGAUUUCAAGAGUCAAAAUGUGUUAGCAAAUGUCAAAAGAGGAAUUUCAUUUCAAUUACCCAUUCUGAGAAAAUGCUUCACUUGGUGCCUUCUAUAUGACUAGGAAUGGUCACUAAUUGCACAACUGUGAUAGGUUUCAAAGAAAUAAAAGUCAAUUAAAUACAACGCAGCGCUGCCGUUUAGUUCUUAUGAGGUUCUAACUUCUGAUUGUAUAAGCAACUGUUGCCUUG